AUGCGGGCCCCGCUGCUCGCGCUCUGCGCCCUCGCGCUGCUCCGCCCGGGCUGCGCGCCCCGCGCACCGCCCCGCGCAGCGAGCCCCGCUCCGCCCCGCGCUCCGAGCCCCGCUCCGAGCCCCGCUCCGAGUCCCGCUCCGAGCCCCGCUCCGACCCGCGCUCCGACCCGCGCUCCGAGCCCCGCUCCGAAUCCCGCUCCGACCCGCGCUCCGACCCGCGCUCCGAGCCCCGCGCCGAGCCCCGCGCCGCCCCGCGCCCCGCCGCGCUGUCCCCCGCUCAUGCUGCAGCUGCUGCGCGCGCCGCCGCCCCCGCUGCGCGCCCCCGACGCCGCCGCCUCCGCACUCAGCAUCGCCCCGCACGGGGCGCUCCGGCGCGGCUCCCGCUGGGCCCUCUCCUUCGACCUGAGCUCCUUGACGAGCGCGCGGGACGUGAAGCUGGCGGAGCUGCGCGUGCGGCUGCCUGAGCCCUGGCGCUCCCGCCGUGCCACCCUGGAGCUCUACCACAGCCCGCGGGAGCCGUGCGCGCAGAGCCGGAGCUGCGCCCGGCUCCUCCUGGGCACCUUCGCCGGCACCUCCUCCUUCACCCAGGCUUCCUGGGAUGUGUUCAACGUCACCGGCGUCCUCCGCGCGUGGCUGCACCAAGAGGUGGCCCCCGGCGCCCAGAGCAUCCCGGUGCCGCACGGAGUGGAGCCGGGCGCCGUCCCGGCCACGGCGGUGCCGAGCGCGCCGGGGCCGAGCGCCGGGGAGCUGGAUCUGCCCGCGGAUGUCACCGAUCGCGUCCUGCUGCUCGUCUUCUCCAAGGAGCCGUCGCUCCCGGGAGCCUGCAGCCUCCUGCGCUCCGCGGAGGCCUCCAAGCACGUGCUGCGCGACGGCAGCUCCGCGGAGCCGGGUGGCCGGCGCCGGCGCCGGAAUAGGAAGGAAAAGCAGCGGAUUAGAGUGAGCGACGCGCCGGCCGCCGCCGAGGCCGCCGGCUCCUUGUGCCGCAGGGUGGACAUGCUGGUGGAUUUCGAGCAGACCGGCUGGGGCAGCUGGAUCGUCUACCCCAAAAAAUACAACGCCUACCGCUGCGAGGGGCAGUGCCCGUCGCCCGUGGACGAGACCUUCAAGCCCACGAACCAUGCGUACAUCCAGAGCUUGCUGCGGCUCUACAAGCCGGGGCACGUGCCGUGCCCCGCGUGCUCGCCCGUGCGCAUGAGCCCCCUCUCCAUGCUCUACUACGAGAAGGGCGAGCUCGUCGUGCGGCACCACGAGGACAUGGUCAUCGAGGAGUGCGGCUGCAACUGAAGCGGGCUCCUCCCGGGCUGGGAACGCCGGGAAACGGGCACGGGGCGGCCCCGGGAGCGUCCGAACCGCCACGGAUCGGCCCCAGGAGCAUCCGAACGGCCAUGGAUUGGUCCCCGGAGCAUCUGAACAGCCGCUGAUCAACCCUGGGAGCGUCCGGAAGGCCACGGAUCUGCCCCAGGAACAUCCAUGAGGACUAAGCGGCGGAGCUGGGAAGCACCUCCCAGCAAUAGCUCCAAAGGGAGC
Nothoprocta perdicaria is the source of this 1527-nucleotide messenger RNA. Its product is annotated as nodal homolog 2-A-like. Gene Ontology annotation, biological process: BMP signaling pathway; SMAD protein signal transduction. NCBI's taxonomy places the organism in Eukaryota, Metazoa, Chordata, Aves, Tinamiformes, Tinamidae. Gene Ontology annotation, cellular component: extracellular region. The record is from RefSeq and is a predicted model, not a curated record. The transcript is spliced from 3 exons. Gene Ontology annotation, molecular function: cytokine activity; type I activin receptor binding; growth factor activity. Bases 1 to 1284 code for a protein of 427 amino acids.